UGCAGGGGCUUUGCACUUACUUGCUUGCCUGGUUGGUACUCUACCACUUGCACCAUCUCUAGUCCAGGAGAACUGAUUUCUGAAGACCCAGGGUACCCCAACACCCUACCUUUUCAUUCCCCAAGUAACAAUCAGCGAGGUAGCAUAGUUGUCUGUGAGCUUGACAGAACCUCCCCACCCCCAUCCUGAGUCUGCCUUCUUCACCAUUGAGCUUUGAUCUGGACACAGACCUGGUGCAACAAGGAGGGCAGCGCUUGAGUGAGUAAUGUCUCUUUUCUCCUUCCAUCAGACACAGUGCUCCAUUUGACUGUGUCCUGAGCUCCCUGAACAGUGCGUGGCAGGGAAUAGGUGCUCAAGAAAUCUUGAAGAAUGAACACAAGGAGAGGGGAUUCUCCAGGGUUUAUAGUGUGAGACUCAAUGGCUCCUCUAGUACACCUUUAUUUGGCUCAAACGAGUUGUUUUCUGGCUGGAUACAAACAGGACUUCCCUUCAUGCAAGAAAGGAGUGCAGAGGAUAGCACCUUCCUUGAGAAGGUCAGGAUGGAGAAAAAUUGGCAGAGAAAUAACCUGAUUCUGUGGAGAAGUUGGAGGUCACUCUUCCUUCUCAUCAGCUUUAGGAUUUUUCAGAAAGUGGGAAAUGUUUUCAUUCCUCUGAGGUGGUAAGUGUGUCCCUCAUUCUCUCUAAACUGGGGGUCCUUGCACCAUAGUAAGAACCCUGGGCCUCUGAGGCAGUGUAGCUGCUGAGAGCAGCAUGAACUGUCUAUAUUGGUUAUUAAUGUUUGUCUGAGAACACAGGGUUCAGAUCCUAAAAAUACUCUAUCCUGCCAAAGCUCAAUAGUUGCUAGUGGGGGCUCAUAUAGCAUUGGCUGCAACCUAGUCUGAGAGAAAGAAAGAGGAGGGGCAGACUCACCUAGACUAUGUCUCUGGGAGAGAGUGUGUGAGGCUAGGAAACUGAGGCAAGAAUGGAUGGGGAAUGCACAGGAGACAGAUUUUUUACUUGUACAGAGCAAAGACUUUCAAAAUUAGUGGUGCCAAUUAGUUAAAUUAUGGCAACAUUGAAGGUAAUUGGCGAUCACACUACACUGCAGAAAAUUUCCUUCUUAGAGAGUCUGGAGACACAUCUGAUACCAGACAUAAAAAGUAGUCAGUAGGAACCCUUUCAAGUCCAGCUUCAGCCUGUUCCAAAUGAAUAUGUGGCAAAGAAACUAAAAUCUUCCCUAAGUGCCUUUCUCUGAGCCACUGCCCCAUUCCUGCCUCUUUGUUGCAGCUAGUAUCCCAGUGAGGGUUUUCAGACCCUCUUCUGCAGACAUCCACCUUACUUCUGAUCCCAGGCCUUUGUACAGAACCACUCGCCAGGAGAAGGGACUGCAUGGUGGUCCUAACAUGCAAGAGGAACCCAGGGUCCCAGGGAAGAUGCCAUGUGACCUUGGCCCAUGAGUUGACCUUUCUGGGCCCCUCCAUGAAGUAAAAGGAUGGGGGGUGGCAAGGGGCUGAGCCCUGGCCCAGGCCUGGAAAGAAGGCGGUUUUGGCACCCAUCCAGGCCCCUGACGUCAAUGACUCUCCAAAUAAUGGAAUCAAUAUUGGGGGGGUGGGCAAGCGUGAACCAGGCCCCAGCGAUUAGAAACAGAUCAGCACAAACCCGCAGCUGAUUCUGAUAGAGCUGGUUUGGAGCUCUAGGGUGGGAGGCCUGGAAGGGAUGUGGACCUGAGGGGGUAGGGAGGGCCCCCCCCCUCAGGAAUGGGGAGGUGGAGCCAUCCAGGGUCCAAAGUAGGGUCUCAGCCUGGGCUGAGACCAGGCUGUCUGGGAUUGGUGUGAUGGGGUAGAGGCCCCUGUUCUGGUUCCUUCCUCCAUUGAGCCUAUGGGGUUCCAAGGCUAGGUGGUUUGUGCAUGGAGAUUUCUUUCAGCAAGUGAAUGAUAAAGACUGGGAAAUGGGAAUUCAUCUCCCCACACCCCAGACUUGGGCCUUUAGGCCAUGUUAGGGGUCAUAAGUUACACCCAGAUAGGGGGGAGAGGGUUUUUAGAGAGUCCCAAGCGAGAUGACUUUUGCUUGGAGCCAAGGGGCAUUUUCAUUCCACGAUGGAGAAACCAGUAUCUGAACUCAGAUUGAGAGCUUUACCACCAGUCAGCUCACGUUCUCUGGGCCUCCUAGAAGGCAGCAGAAUCCAACCUUGUCACAUCAUCCUGCCUCCUUGUUUUGGAAGUCCUGGGAAGACUUUGGUCUGGAGGAGGAAGCGGAGGAGGAGGAGGAUUUUGAUGUGUGUGGAGUGUGGUCAGUAGUGAAAAGAUGGCUGCUCCUGUCCCGUGGGCCUGCUGUGCUGUGCUUGCUGCUGCCGCUGCUGUUGUCUAUACCCAGAGACACAGUCCACAGGCAGAGGCACCCCAUGUGCAGUACGAGCGCCUGGGCUCAGAUGUGACACUGCCCUGUGGAACAGCAAACUGGGAUGCAGCUGUGACAUGGCGGGUGAAUGGGACAGAUCUGACCCCUGACCUGCUCAACGGCUCUCAGCUGGUGCUCCAUGGCCUGGAACUGGGCCACAGUGGUCUCUAUGCCUGCUUCCACCGUGACUCCUGGCACCUGCACCACCAAGUCCUGCUACAUGUGGGCUUGCCACCGCGGGAACCUGUGCUCAGCUGCCGCUCCAACACUUACCCCAAGGGCUUCUAUUGCAGCUGGCAUCUGCCCACCCCCACCUACAUCCCCAACACCUUCAAUGUGACUGUACUGCAUGGCUCCAAAAGUAUGGUCUGUGAGAAGGACCCAGCCCUCAAGAACCGCUGCCACAUCAGAUACAUGCACCUGUUCUCCACCAUCAAGUACAAGGUCUCCAUAAGUGUCAGCAAUGCCCUGGGUCACAACGCCACGGCUAUCACCUUUGACGAGUUCACCAUUGUUAAGCCUGAUCCUCCAGAAAAUGUGGUAGCCCGGCCAGUGCCCAGCAAUCCUCGCCGUCUGGAGGUGACAUGGCAAACCCCCUCAACCUGGCCUGAUCCUGAGUCCUUUCCUCUCAAGUUUUUUCUGCGCUACCGGCCCCUCAUCCUGGACCAAUGGCAGCAUGUGGAGCUGUCGGAUGGCACAGCGCACACCAUCACGGAUGCCUAUGCGGGGAAGGAGUAUAUCAUUCAGGUGGCAGCCAAGGACAAUGAGAUUGGGACAUGGAGUGACUGGAGCGUGGCUGCUCAUGCCACACCCUGGACCGAGGAACCACGACACCUCACCACUGAGGCCCAGGCCCCGGAGACCACGACCAGCACCACCAGCUCACUGGCACCCCCUCCCACCACGAAGAUCUGUGACCCUGGGGAGCUGGGCAGCGGCGGAGGACCCUCUGUACCCUUCGUGAUCAGUGUCCCUGUCAUUCUGGCCCUGGCUGCCGCUGCUGCCCCCGCCAGCAGUCUCCUGAUCUGAGCCCGGCAUCCCAUGAGGACAUGCCAGAGCACCUGCAGAGGAGCAGGAGGCCGGAGCUGAGCCUGCAAGACCCCGGUUUCUAUUUUGCACACGGGCAGGAGAACCUUUUGCAUUCUCUUCAGACACAAUUUGUAGAGACCCCGGCAGGCCCGGGCCUGCCGUCCAGUCCCAUAUGUAGACCCACCACAUCAAGCCGGCCCUCCUCCCUCUCUCGGGGGAGAAGGACCAUGCAGCUAACCCACCCACCAAAGACCCCCCCUCCUUUACCCCGGCCCCUCCCUUGGGCUGGAUCCUCCAAUGCCAGCGACUCCUAAGAGCCCUUGGGAGGGCGGGCCUGAGGGGAGCCCCUCACAUCCAGUUUCUCCUCCUGCCCCAGCCUCCUGUCUGUCCCAGGGUCUCUGUUGCCACCAUCAGAUUAUAAGCUCCUGACGCUGGGGGGGCCCAGCCAUCCCCCUCCCCCCAGUGCCCAUACUUUUCAGUCCCUCACCUCAGUCCCCUACCUGUUUUGUAUGACCCUCCCCUGAACCUGUCCUACCCCCAGUAUUUAAUGCCCCCCCCCCCGCCAGUCCCUCUAGUCUGACUCAAUGGUAACUUGCUGUAUUUGAAUUUUUUAUAGAUGUAUAUACUGGGGUGGGAGGGGUGGGGUUGGGUUCUCAUUAAACGUCAUCAUUUCAUGAG
Perognathus longimembris pacificus (Pacific pocket mouse) is the source of this 4083-nucleotide messenger RNA. It is a transcript of the gene Cntfr, whose product is annotated as ciliary neurotrophic factor receptor. The record is from RefSeq and is a predicted model, not a curated record. Gene Ontology annotation, cellular component: membrane; CNTFR-CLCF1 complex; external side of plasma membrane. Gene Ontology annotation, biological process: cytokine-mediated signaling pathway. Gene Ontology annotation, molecular function: ciliary neurotrophic factor receptor activity; cytokine binding. The transcript is spliced from 10 exons. Lineage: Eukaryota; Metazoa; Chordata; Mammalia; Rodentia; Heteromyidae. The coding region runs from base 2284 to 3405 and encodes 373 amino acids.